Scaptodrosophila lebanonensis is the source of this 1400-nucleotide messenger RNA. RefSeq lists its product as uncharacterized. The record is from RefSeq and is a predicted model, not a curated record. Bases 165 to 1274 code for a protein of 369 amino acids. NCBI's taxonomy places the organism in Eukaryota, Metazoa, Arthropoda, Insecta, Diptera, Drosophilidae. The transcript has a single exon.
CUACUACAUGUCACAUCGAAUAUCUAUUUUAAAAUUGUUUUCCACUUGUUCCAAAAUUUUCGAAAUUUUCUUAGGCCCAGGAAUUAGUACGAACUAACCAAUUGCUUUGGCCAUAGCGCUAAAUUUUCAGCAGUGAUUAAAAAAAAUUGCAGUUAUCGAUCAUAAUGCCGAUGAAACCUAUAACUGGCAAGAAUCAUUCAGUCCGGACGCUCCAUCCCGGCUACCAUGGCGAUGGGGAUGAAGACCCAUGUAAACGAGGUAUUCUGCGGAACACGAGUUGCCGCCGCUACCGCGAGCAGCUCCGCAAUGCCCGCCACACCAACAUCCUGCAGGGCGUUAUGGUAGUGACGUGUGUGGCCACGGUAAUAGCAUUGCUGCUAUUGCAAAGUAUGGAAAUGAUUGCGGCCAGCGAUACCGAGCAGGCUUCCGGCCCCGCCGACGACCGACAAUUGCUGACCAGGUUGUGGUCGCUCUGGCUGAGCGUAUCGAACUUCCUGGUCAGCGACGUCAUUGGCGAGAGUACUGGAUUCCUCGAAGACAAUGUAGCAAGUGAACCGAGCCAGCCGAUCCAGCCAAUCCGCUCCUACUACUGCAAUCAGCGACUGGACACGAAGAACAUUUUUGAGCAUAUUCGCAAGCAGGUGAUCAACCAGGAGCAGGCUCUGGCCCGCUUUGAACGAGCAAUGCACAGCGAUCGCCAGUUUAAGUCGCUAGCCCUGCUUGGACCGCCUGGUGUGGGAAAGACGCUGACAGCCAUUGCGCUGCGUCAGCACUUUCCCUGGCCGGAAAACAUACACGCAUACUCAUGGAGCACAUAUGUCCCGGACGAGGUGCGCAAGUUUCAUAUGGUUCGCCAUUUCGUGGAGCAGCUAUCCGAUUGUGGGCAGAACCUUCUAAUUAUAGACAACCUAUCGACAUGCGACUACAGCAUCGUGCCCAUCUACAAUCAGCUAAUAUUGGAACGCGAAGGCGAGCGUAAUGCGGCCGCCAAUCAAAGUGUGCUCGUGGUGUACAUCUUUAAUCUGGAGACGGAGCACUACUGGGAACAGUUUGAAUUGCUGCAGCAGUUGCCCUCUGAUACGACAAUCAUCAGCUACCGUCCCUUUGGCCGGGAGGAGCUAAUGGACUGCCUGGAGAACGAGCUGCAGUUGGAACAGCGUGUGCUGAGUCAACGAGCCCUCUCAUGUAUAUUGGAUGAGACCGAUGUAUACGCAACUGGUUGCAAGCGUUUGCGACAGCUUAUCCUGCAGUACGGCCGACCAGAAAUCGAUUGAGCGCCGUUGUACCAUAUCCAAUGGCAAUAGCAAUAUUACCUUUUUGUAAUACUUAGUUUGUCUAUUUGUCAAUCCUACAUAAAAGUCUCCGGUUACAUCCUCCAAAGCGAUUAUGACGCAAGAAAA